This is a messenger RNA of Cadophora gregata, 3600 nucleotides long. RefSeq names its product H(+)-transporting V0 sector ATPase subunit a (gene VPH1). Gene Ontology annotation, molecular function: ATPase binding; proton-transporting ATPase activity, rotational mechanism. The coding region runs from base 449 to 2881 and encodes 810 amino acids. The record is from RefSeq and is a predicted model, not a curated record. Gene Ontology annotation, cellular component: vacuolar proton-transporting V-type ATPase complex; vacuolar proton-transporting V-type ATPase, V0 domain; fungal-type vacuole membrane. Gene Ontology annotation, biological process: proton transmembrane transport; vacuolar acidification. NCBI's taxonomy places the organism in Eukaryota, Fungi, Ascomycota, Leotiomycetes, Helotiales, Ploettnerulaceae. The transcript is spliced from 2 exons.
CCGUAACCGCUGUGUUGACAUCAACGAGGCUCAAGAGUGCCAAGUCCUUAGCGCCUCCCGUGACUUGAAGCUAUGUGGAUGACGACCUAAGGAAAGCUCGUUGCCUUCGACGACGACAACCAUCCACCACCCUACAAGAAGCUAUCCAAGCUAUCAUCAACCAUCGCAAGAAGAGCAGGGCACUCCCCAGAUCUUCCUCGCCAUGGUGUACCACGAGGAUACCAUGUUCCGUUCCGCGGACAUGAGCAUGGUGCAGCUCUACAUCGCCAACGAAAUCGGCCGCGAGAUAGUCAACGCCCUGGGCGAGCUCGGACAGAUCCAAUUCCGCGAUGUAGGUAUCUUUGAAGAGAAAAGAGUGUUGGAGCUUCCGGCUGAUGAUUUGCACAGCUCAAUUCCGAUGUUACGGCUUUCCAGCGAACCUUUACACAGGAGAUAAGGAGAUUGGAUAAUGUGGAGAGACAGCUCCGUAGGUGGUGGUCAGCAUGUUAGAGCAAUGGGUACUGAUGGCAGAUUAGGAUUCUUCUACACGCAGAUGGAAAAGGCUGGCAUUCCCCUCCGCAAGAUUGAUCUCGAUGUCGACACCCUCGCAGCGCCAUCCGCCUCGGAGAUUGACGAGCUGGCCGACCGCAGCCAGAGCCUCGAACAGCGUGUUGCUUCGCUGAACGACAGUUAUGAGACCUUGAAGAAGAGAGAGGUCGAAUUGACGGAGUGGAGAUGGGUGUUGAGGGAGGCGGGAGGAUUCUUCGAUCGUGCACAUGGGAAUACGGAGGCGAUUCGGGCUUCAAACGAUGACGACGAUGCGCCGCUUCUGCAGGAUGUUGAGCAGCCUGCUCAGAACGGCGACGCGGAACGGUCGUUCUCGGUCAUGAACAUUGGAUUUGUGGCGGGUGUUAUCCCCAGAGAUAGAGUCGCUGCUUUUGAGCGCAUCUUGUGGAGAACGCUGAGAGGUAACCUCUACAUGAACCAAUCCGAGAUCCCUGAGCCUCUUGUCGACCCCACGAACAACGAGCCUGUCAACAAGAAUGUCUUUGUUAUCUUCGCGCACGGAAAGGAGCUCAUUGCCAAGAUUAGGAAGAUCUCGGAAUCGUUGGGUGCGGAUCUGUACAGUGUUGAUGAGAAUAGUGAUUUGAGGAGGGAUCAGAUCCAUGAGGUCAAUACUCGUCUGGGAGAUUUGGGAAAUGUUCUGGGCAAUACGAAGACCACGCUCGAUGCGGAGCUUACCCAGAUUGCGCAGAGCUUGGCUGCUUGGAUGGUCAUUAUCAAGAAGGAGAAGGCUGUUUAUCAGACGCUGAAUCUGUUUUCGUACGAUCAUGCCAGGAAGACGUUGAUUGCUGAGGCGUGGUGUCCGACAAAUUCUUUGCCUUUGAUCAAGUCGACUCUUCACGAUGUCAAUAACCGGGCUGGACUUUCGGUUCCUUCAAUCAUCAACGAGAUCAGGACAAACAAGACUCCUCCUACCUACCAGAAAACAAACAGGUUUACGGAAGGUUUCCAGACCAUUAUCAAUGCCUACGGAACAGCGAAGUACCAGGAAGUCAACCCAGGUCUGCCUACGGUUGUUACCUUCCCAUUCCUGUUCGCGGUCAUGUUUGGUGAUUUCGGUCACGGAUUCAUCAUGUUUGCUGCUGCGUCGGCUAUGAUCUACUGGGAGAAACCUCUCAAGAAGGUCCGCGAUGAACUGUUCUCUAUGGCGUACUAUGGACGAUAUAUCAUGUUGAUGAUGGGUAUCUUCUCCAUGUACACUGGUCUGAUCUACAACGAUGUCUUCUCGAAAUCCCUCUCCAUCUUCCCCAGUGCCUGGCAAUGGGAUGUGCCUGAGGGAUGGAAGGAAGGAGCCGUUGUUACUGGUUCCUUGAAGAGCGAUUACAGAUAUCCUUUUGGCCUCGAUUGGAUGUGGCAUGGAACUGAGAACGAUCUUCUCUUCUCCAACAGUUACAAGAUGAAACUUAGUAUCCUUAUGGGUUGGUGUCAUAUGACCUACUCGUUAUGUCUAUCCUACAUCAACGCUCGCCACUUCAAAUCCCCAAUCGAUAUUUGGGGUGUCUUCGUCCCUGGGAUGAUUUUCUUCCAGGCUAUCUUCGGAUACCUUGUUUUCACGAUUAUCUUCAAAUGGUGCGUUGACUGGAACGGAAUCGGACAAUCUCCCCCUGGACUGCUGAACAUGUUGAUUUACAUGUUCUUGUCUCCCGGAACGAUCGAAGGACAACUAUACAGAGGCCAAGCCCCAGUUCAGAUAUUCCUGGUACUCAUCGCUAUUGUCCAAGUCCCGAUCCUGCUCUUUCUCAAGCCAUUCUAUCUUCGCUAUGAGCACAACAAGGCUCGUGGAAGAGGAUACAGAGGACUUGGUGAGACAUCUCGUGUCAGUGCUCUCGAUGGAGACGAUGACGAUAGCAAUACCCUGGAUGGAAGGGCUAGCAUGAACAGUGAUGGUGAGGGUGUUGCAAUGAUCACUCAGGAUCUUGGUGGCGAUGAGGAGCACGAGGAGUUUGAGUUCAGUGAGGUUAUGAUCCAUCAAGUUAUCCACACUAUCGAAUUCUGCCUCAACUGCGUCUCCCACACCGCAUCCUACCUCAGACUCUGGGCCCUCUCCCUCGCCCAUCAACAGCUCUCCGUCGUUCUCUGGACCAUGACCCUCGCCAACGGUCUUGCCGUCACCGGCCCCCUCGGCGUAUUCAUGAUCGUCGCCACCUUCUACGUGUGGUUCUUCCUAUCCGUGGCAGUCCUCGUCGUCAUGGAGGGCACGAGCGCCAUGUUGCACUCGCUGCGUUUGCAUUGGGUCGAGGCAAUGAGUAAGCAUUUCAUGGGUGAUGGGAUUCCGUUUGAGCCGUUUAGCUUCAAGACGAUGCUGGAGGAGGAUGAGAGCGCGGCGGAUAUAUCGUAGAUUGUGCUGUGCUGUGCUGUACUAUGCUGGGACGCCCUCUUUGAGGAUGGGCAGGUGUUUCGUUUGUAAAACUGUUGUUGUUAGGUAGUCUGUGGUAGACUUCUUGUAGAAUUAUGCAUUAUCACAGCUGUAGAUGUGCGUCCCUUCUGAGCUGUAUCACCAAAGCUUCAAAGCUUGGUCUGACCAGACAUCAUCUGGUCUGUCUUGUGGAGAGAUUCUAAUCCCCUCCUCCCAUGUGCGAUUAUCGUUUCUUUUCUUUUUCCUUCCCGCACCGCGUGCGAACUUGCCCGGUUCGACAUGAAGAUUGGUUCCAUUGGAAAGUGGGGGUUAAAGCAACAGAUAGUAGAUAGGUAUGAGAACUUAGGUAGGUAUAAUGAGCACGACUUCCUUCCUCCGAUCUUGAUUCGUUCAUAUCCGGAGCUUUCCCAGGAUGGAGGGAAGGGAUAUCUCCAAUGAACCGGGAUUUUGCCAUGCUGAGGUAUGCCAUGCCAUAGGUAGGUACAUACUCGGGAACGUAUUCUGCCUCCUCCCUCUUAUGUAUGUACUUUUCGAGGUAGAGAAUGUAGGUAUUCCAUUAAUAUUCUAUACUUAAGGUACUUGGCCGCUGGAUUGGUUUGGUUGGGAUGGGUUGGCCGUGACUCGCUGUUGUGCUCCCCAGGAUCAUAGGUUGGUAGGUGGGUAGGUAGACUGGAGUGAGAUGCAUCCCUCCUGUCUUCACC